UGCUACAGUAAUUACGGUAUUGUAGCAUUAUGGGGUUGGUGAGAGCUGCAUGUGUGGUUCUUUUUAGAAGCAUUGCUCUUACUACCAUGGCUCAGCACAAAUUCAUUGAUAUCGGUGUGAACCUGACAGAUCCCAUGUUCAGAGGACUGUACAGAGGGAAGCAGAAACACGAUGAUGACUUCAAUCAGAUCAUUGACAGAGCUCUUAAAACUGGAGUUGAAAAGUUUAUGAUCACAGGAGGAAGCCUUGAAGACAGCAGGGAGGCCCUGAGACUAGCUGAGAGCAGAGAGGAGUUCUACUGCACGGUCGGCUGCCAUCCCACCCGCUGCAGCGAGUUUGAGCAGAACGGAGAAUCCCAGUACUUCUCUGGGCUGAGGGAGCUGGCAGCAGCCCACAGAGGAAAGGUGGUGGCCAUCGGAGAGUGUGGGCUGGAUUUUGACAGGUUGGAGUUUUGCCCAAAAGACACUCAGCUCAAAUACUUUGAGAAGCAGUUUGACCUGGCAGAGGAGACCAAGCUGCCCAUGUUCCUCCACUGCAGAAACUCCCAUCAAGAGUUCAUUGACAUCAUGAAGAGAAAUCGAGACCGGUGUGUUGGAGGAGUGGUCCACUCAUUUGAUGGGACAGCAGAGGACGCUGCUGCGCUCAUUGACCUGGACCUUUAUAUUGGAAUAAAUGGAUGUUCUUUGAAAACUGAGGCCAAUAUUGAAGCUAUGAAGUCCAUUCCCUCUGAGAGGCUCAUGAUAGAAACAGAUGCUCCGUGGUGUGGUGUGAAGAACACUCACGCAGGCUCCAAAUAUAUUAAAACUACAUUUCCCACAAAGAAGAAAUGGGAGGCGGGGCACUGUCUAAAAGACAGGAAUGAGCCCUGUCACAUCAUACAAGUUUUAGAGGUGAUGGCAGCAGCGAGGGAAGAGGACCCACAGGAGCUGGCUAACACCAUCUACAACAACACCAUCAGAGUCUUCUUCAGCUCGAGCUGAUGACAGAUCAGAUUAAAUCUUCACAAGACCGACUGAUGAGGCCUUAUUUUACUUUUCGACCUGAUGAAUGUGUGUGUGUGUGUGUGUGUGUGUGUGUGAAUGAUGGGUCCAGAGUUAAAACUCCCCCCCGUGCCUAAUUUGAAAAGUCAAAUAAACCUGGUAAUCAGUCCUCUAAAAUACAGAAUCACAGUUUGUCAGUUAAUGGAUUAUUCAGUCAACACAAAAUAAACUGAUUUGCGAUUUUUA
Lates calcarifer (barramundi perch) is the source of this 1226-nucleotide messenger RNA. It is a transcript of the gene tatdn1, whose product is annotated as TatD DNase domain containing 1. Bases 30 to 980 code for a protein of 316 amino acids. The transcript has 12 exons. Gene Ontology annotation, cellular component: cytosol. Lineage: Eukaryota; Metazoa; Chordata; Actinopteri; Centropomidae. Gene Ontology annotation, molecular function: 3'-5'-DNA exonuclease activity. The record is from RefSeq and is a predicted model, not a curated record.